This is a messenger RNA of Nilaparvata lugens (brown planthopper), 1298 nucleotides long. RefSeq lists its product as uncharacterized. The record is from RefSeq and is a predicted model, not a curated record. The transcript has 3 exons. NCBI's taxonomy places the organism in Eukaryota, Metazoa, Arthropoda, Insecta, Hemiptera, Delphacidae. The coding region runs from base 81 to 977 and encodes 298 amino acids.
AAAGACGGCUGCGACCGCCCCGGAGUUCCCUUCUGCUGCAAAUACCCCGCCGCCCCCGACUACGGAUUUCCGCCGCAAAAAUGCCCCGACUCGCACACAAACAUGUACCAGCCGUCACUGGACUCAAUCUCAAAGGCUCCCUGAGUUCGUCUCUUGCCGUACGUAAAACGUCGACGUCUGUUCGGAAUUCGAAUUCAUCAGCAGUGGUGAAUAGAGGUGGGAGAAAUUCGUCGUCACUCUCGAAAAAUCAAGACAUUACAACACCUAACGAUACCUCAUCAAGAAAAUCAAAAUCCGGAUCUCAAACUUCCGGUUUAAACAGAUCCGGUUCCCCCCUGAGAAGCUCUUGUUGUUCCGGUAGAGCUGCAUCCCCUCAAAGAGGUACAACUGGUAGCAGUAUGGAUUAUGGGAGAGUUGGUCAGCCUGGUUCUUCGUGUUGUUCAGGGAGUGUUGGUAAGCCUGAUCCGUGUGCACCUCCGCCCCCUCCCACCUACUGCCCGGGAAGAUUUGCCUGUGCCUGUUGUAAAUGUGAGCCGCCUCCUGUACCUGUUCCUAGGUGUCCUCCUUCCAAGCUCGUCAAAAUGCCACCUUAUUCCACGUUUUUCGAUGAGCGAAUGCCGGUGAAACCUUGCGUACCAGAGAAAGAUUCAGAAACAAUUGGAGACAAUGGAAGUGACAACAUUUCCUAUGAAACACAAGACAUCAAUGAAGACGAUAAAUGCACGUUCCCGCCUAAGUGUUGCAGAACUGUCUAUGAGGAUUUCGUUAAAAAGAGGAACGUUACUGAGCCACCAAAAGUGAAGCUGCCAAUGAUCAUAGAUCCUUGCGACCCCUGUGCUGAAAUCCCACGAGAAAUAAGUCCUUUCGAAGAUGUGGUGAAUAUUUCUCACACUUGUGGCACUCAAACCAACGAAGACCAAAAAGACGAGAAAUGCUGUUCAAAUUAUCCAUUGCGGAAAUCGAGGAUAAUUCCUUGAAAAAUGAUUGGCAUGGAAAAAUUGACUUUGAAGCACUUGGAAAUUAAUUGUUUACAGGACGGAAAAUAAUCUAAAAUUAAGAUUAUAUUACUAUUGAAAAUUAUUCAUUUUUGCCAGAGCUGGACAGUGGACAGCUCUUAACUGGCUAUUAGAAGCUACAUCAGAAAAUUACAGUUUUCUAAAUGAAUUGAGACUUCGGGCUGUAAAUUCAUGUGUAAAAUACUUGGAAACCGCAUGAUAUAGACACCAUAUUGACCUAAACGAUAGAAUCUAACAAUAAUUGGAUUUUUUCGAUCUUUAAUAAAUUUAUCGAAUGCUUAA